AUGGCUCUCAAACCCGGCGAUUCCUUCCCUUCCGACGUUGUCUUCCAGUACAUCCCCUGGAGCGAAGAAAAGGGCGACAUCACCGCAUGCGGUAUCCCCAUUAACUACAACGCUUCGAAAGAAUGGGCCGAUAAGAAGGUCGUCCUGUUCUCUGUUCCUGGUGCCUUCACCCCCACCUGCUCCAUCAACCAUGUCCCCGGCUACAUCCAGAACCUUCCUCAGCUGAAGGAGAAGGGUGUGCAGGUUGUUGCAGUGAUCGCCUCCAACGAUCCUUUUGUCAUGAGCGCAUGGGGAAAGGCUAACAACGUUAAGAAUGAUGAUAUUCUUUUCCUGACUGAUCCCGAUGCCCGCUUCGCCAACACUCUCGGCUGGGCCAACGCUGGUCGUACCGGGCGCUUCGCCAUUGUCAUUGACCAUGGCAAGGUGACCUAUGCACAGAUUGAGACGGAGAAGGGUGCUGUUAAGGUCUCGGGCGCUGAUGCUAUCCUGGCGAAUCUGUGA
Messenger RNA from Aspergillus piperis CBS 112811, 501 nucleotides. RefSeq names its product peroxiredoxin family protein. The record is from RefSeq and is a predicted model, not a curated record. The coding region runs from base 1 to 501 and encodes 166 amino acids. Gene Ontology annotation, molecular function: thioredoxin peroxidase activity. Gene Ontology annotation, cellular component: cytoplasm; mitochondrion; peroxisome. Lineage: Eukaryota; Fungi; Ascomycota; Eurotiomycetes; Eurotiales; Aspergillaceae. Gene Ontology annotation, biological process: hydrogen peroxide catabolic process; cell redox homeostasis; cellular response to oxidative stress. The transcript has 5 exons.